AUCGCAAUUAGAUCAAUUCCAACAUGGCCGAUGCCACUGUAAACGACGAAAUCCAAGUUGAAAGAAAACGACCUCAAUUUGGUAAUCGCAUCCUUUCUAACAAUGAUAACGUCUUUCAGCAUAAUGCGUGGUAUGGCAUUACAUUAUUAUACACAGAUUUAUAAUAAAAUUUGCACAAAUUUAUUUCUAACCUAUGUAUCUCGGCAUUGUCAUACACGUUACCGCAAAAAACCACCUGGUGGAUCACGAUAUCUUAUUGAUGGAAAAAGAAUAUUUGAAUUUAACUCCUGGGAUAAUGUGCAAUGGGACGAAGAACAGGAAAAUGAAGCUCGCCAACGUGUUGCAGAUAAUUCAGUAGUUACUGCUUCAUCUGAAGAAAUUUUAAAAUUUGAUAAAGAAGCUGAUGUUUUCUGGGAUAAAUUCUAUGGAAUUCAUCAGAACAGAUUUUUUAAAGACAGACACUGGCUUUUUACGGAGUUCCCAGAAUUGGCACCUAAUAUUGUUGAACAGAAUCUUGAUCAGGCUCUGCGUGUAUCAUCUUUAGAAGGUGAUGCUAACAAUUCUUUGAAUCCUAGGAAUGUUUUGCCUAUGCCAUCAAGAAUAUUUGAAAUAGGAUGUGGUGUAGGGAAUACAGUCUUUCCUAUACUUUCUUAUAAUACAGAUCCUAAUUUAUUUGUGUAUUGCUGUGAUUUUUCCUCAACAGCGAUUGAAAUUCUUAUAGAAAAUUCAAGUUAUGAUUCCUCUAGGUGUAAAGCAUUUGUCCUUGACGCAACACAAGAUGCAUGGAAUGUGCCAUUUGAACCUGAAUGCUUGGAUAUAGUAGUAUUGAUAUUUGUACUGUCUUCAAUUCAUCCAGACAAAAUGUGUCACAUAGCAAAGCAGAUUCAUAAAUAUUUAAAGCCUGGUGGAAUGGUAUUGUUCCGUGAUUAUGGAAGAUAUGACUUGGCUCAAUUACGAUUUAAGAAAGGACGUUGCCUUGCAGAGAAUUUUUAUGCUCGGGGGGAUGGUACCAGAGUUUAUUUUUUUACACAAGCGGAGGUUAAAGAUAUAUUUGAAAACAGUGGCUUUGUUGAAGAGCAAAAUCUCAUUGAUAGAAGACUUCAAGUCAAUCGAGGAAAACAACUAACAAUGUACAGAGUUUUUGUUCAAGGAAAAUAUCGAAAAAGUUUAUGACCGCUGUAGAUAUUUAAAAACGUACAAAAUACAGAUAUUUUCCUGUUUAUACAUUUGA
Messenger RNA from Cephus cinctus (wheat stem sawfly), 1231 nucleotides. It is a transcript of the gene Mettl2, whose product is annotated as methyltransferase-like protein 2-A. The transcript is spliced from 6 exons. Gene Ontology annotation, molecular function: tRNA (cytidine-N3)-methyltransferase activity. The record is from RefSeq and is a predicted model, not a curated record. Lineage: Eukaryota; Metazoa; Arthropoda; Insecta; Hymenoptera; Cephidae. Bases 103 to 1173 code for a protein of 356 amino acids.